This is a messenger RNA of Aspergillus welwitschiae, 378 nucleotides long. RefSeq lists its product as uncharacterized. The transcript has 2 exons. Lineage: Eukaryota; Fungi; Ascomycota; Eurotiomycetes; Eurotiales; Aspergillaceae. The record is from RefSeq and is a predicted model, not a curated record. Bases 1 to 378 code for a protein of 125 amino acids.
AUGGCCGAUCAUAAUGUAACUGGGAACAGUAUUAAUUACUCCUCCAGCAUAUCCCCACCAGUCCCCCAUCCUCCCUUCCAACCAGCCUCUCAAGCCUGGGGAUCUCCCGGCUCGAAGCACCCUCCACAUGACAUUUCCGCCCUUGUGGCCGGCUUCCUGGGCCCGUUCUUAGCCGGGCUGGAAGCUACCACCGGAGGCUUGGCCGCCAAUGGAGGCGAUGUUGCGCUGUUCACUUUGGUUAGGAAUUGGCCACCCUUGCGGGCGAUAUUUUGGACUCCUUUUGUGGGGGCGGUUGGCGGAGUUUCCGGGGUUGCCGGUGCUGAAGUUAGAAGCCCUUUUGAUGGUUGUAUUGUAGCGUGUGUAGUGUGGAGUAUAUGA